UGCGACAAGAGCUUCUCGCGUUUGUUCAACCUCCGAUCACACAUGCGCACACACUCCAAAGCGCGCCCGUUUGUCUGCUCCUCAUGCAACUUUGCUUUUUCGAGGCGCCAUGAUCGCGAUCGUCAUGCCAAGAAGCAUUUGUCGGAGAAACCAUACAAAUGUAUCGUCUGCGAGGCAACCUUUGUGCGCCAAGAUGCAUUAGUUAGACAUUUGCGA
This is a messenger RNA of Gamsiella multidivaricata, 216 nucleotides long. RefSeq lists its product as uncharacterized. The transcript has a single exon. Gene Ontology annotation, biological process: regulation of transcription by RNA polymerase II. Lineage: Eukaryota; Fungi; Mortierellomycota; Mortierellomycetes; Mortierellales; Mortierellaceae. Gene Ontology annotation, cellular component: nucleus. The record is from RefSeq and is a predicted model, not a curated record. Gene Ontology annotation, molecular function: DNA-binding transcription factor activity, RNA polymerase II-specific; RNA polymerase II cis-regulatory region sequence-specific DNA binding. The annotation marks the transcript as partial.